This is a messenger RNA of Beta vulgaris subsp. vulgaris (sugar beet), 3237 nucleotides long. RefSeq lists its product as hypothetical. NCBI's taxonomy places the organism in Eukaryota, Viridiplantae, Streptophyta, Magnoliopsida, Caryophyllales, Amaranthaceae. The coding region runs from base 1975 to 2922 and encodes 315 amino acids. The record is from RefSeq and is a predicted model, not a curated record. The transcript has 3 exons.
CGUAUGAUUUUAAUAGUUGAAUUGGAAAAAAAUGGGUUUUUGACUGGGUUUUAGUUGUGGGGAUUUGGGGUUUUUUUUUUUGGGUGUUUGACUUGAGCUCAAUUGGAUUGAUUUUGAGGAAAUUGAAUCUGAGCUCGAGGAAAGUAGUAUUCAAUAUUGACUAUAUUGUACAGAAAAGGAAGUUACGAGGAGAGAGAACCGGAUAUCGCUGGAUAACAAUGAAAGAAAUAUAACAUACUUGGUUUCUCAGUCUAAACUCUCUGCAAUCACUUGUACUUGUAUUGACCUAUUUGGGUCUUUACUCAUUAUAAAUUGCUAGUAUUGGAUGAUAGGAUACAGUGUGACUACAAAUGCAUUAAGCUUUUAAUGCCUUAGCCAUGAGGAUUGCUACUUAUUAAAGAGGUACAGCAUCAUGUUAUUCAGCAUACCACUGCAAAAGAUGGAGGUAGCAGGAAAGAGCAAGUCUCUCCUCUGUAAAGAAGCUGACAACUUACUGUUUUGGGUGAUAUGUUUUGUGUCAAUAUUAAUGUUAUAUCUCCUCAAUUUCUACCAGUGGAACAUUUAGAUGCAAUUACAUGAGAACUUCAGAGCUAAAAAGAUUGUAUAUAGUUUGAAGAUUAGGAUUUCUGGGAAAUAGGAAACGAGGUACAGCUGUGAAAAAAUCAGAUUAUAGACUCACCAUUCCCCAAGCUCACGUCCAAAACCACUACGCUUAACUAUAUAAGAAUAUGGGGGUAUUAUAAGAAAAUGAAAGCAUGAUUUAGCUGAACUUCAUGGAUAAAACUACUCAUAUGUCAAUGUGGAUCUGGUGUUAUUUCAAUAAAAUUGUAGCAUAACAUAUUGAACUCAACUAUCAUAUCUUUUUCUUUAUACCAGAGUUGUUGAGCAUCUGUUUAGAGAGCUAAUUUAUUAACCAUUGGGAUAAAGCAAGAAAUUAUCUAGCAAUCACAUAGAUGUUUAUUAACCAUUGGGAUAAUAGCAGAUGAAUGUAGUAAAGUUCAAGCAUCCCUUGAAGUGGUUCUGAAGUGAUUCCAUGCUUGCAUCUUCAGUUUUCUCUUCUGGCACAAAAAAGCUUUUGAUUGGUUUCUGUAGAAGGUUUUGUGUAGUAUUUAGCUGAAAAUAGAUAUGCUCAAUUGCGAAAGAAAUAUUAAUGUGUUUGCUUUGCUUAAUGGUUGCCUUAUUGCCUUACCUUGUCUUCAGUCUGCACCCAUGUGACCACAUGUUACAAAGUUUUGCUGCAAACUUAAUGCAAUAUGAUUUAAGCUCUUAGUCCUUGCUGCCUGUAUAUUGAUUCCUCAUCAGUUAUUGCCUUGUUUUAUGGGAGCCCGUAUUGCUGUCAUGCUAUAUUGAUUGGCUAAAGUUAAUGGAUCUCUCUAUUCUCUUUCAUGUACUGAGGUAUCUGAAGCCUGUAUAGGGGUAUAGAAGUCAUAUCUUCCAAUCUAAGGUCUAAUAGUUAUAAAGUUUUUCCAACCAAAAGAAGUGCUAUGUGAAGUGUGAAGCAUUAUGAAGGCACCUUAGUGGAUUUUAGUUAUGUAUCUGAAUUAUAUUUUUGGUCAGUGUCCAAACUCCAAAUUAAGUCACCUGCAUCAACUUUGGAAUGCUUGAUGUAUCUUUAAAGCAACCUUAGCUAGAAAUUAUCUAGCAAUCGCAUUAAUGGAAGUUUGUGUAUGAUGGUGGAUGCUGACUUGGUGUAAAUGGCACAGGUGAUCAAUUAGAAUAGGUGAAGCAUAGAUUUUCUUUCUUAUUUCCACUAUUUAACAUUAUAUUUUGACAAGAAAGGUGAUUAAUAUUUUGACAACAGGAUACUUUGACAAAAUCUUAAUUACCACAUUUAGAUUUUUAUCCAUUUAUCUUCUUAAGCAUGAUUUUCUUUGUUUCCUUCAAUAAUUUUGCUUUGUUUCUAUUAUUAUUGUUGCUAUUAAUUAGCUUGGUAAUUAAGAUUUUAUAUUCUUCAUGGUUAUGUUAAAUACGUAGAUGGCUUCAUCUAGUAAUAAAGAAGGGACGAAAGAGGUAUUUAAGUGGACUGAUGAGGACACUAUCAUCCUGUGUGAAGUAUGCCUUCAAUUCAUUAAAGACAAUGGUCGAUCACAAUGUUUCAAGUGGAAGGAAAUCCAAAUAGACGUGGAAAAAAAAAUUGGCCGUCCAUUUAGUAACUUGAGUAGUUGCAAGCAUAAAUAUGAUGCAAUGAGAAGAGAUUGGCGUAAUUGGACUAAAUUAAAAUCUUCGGAAACUGGUCUCGGGUGGGAUCCAAAUUCGGGAAAAAUUGAUGCAUCAGAUGAGUGGUGGCAAAGAAAAAUGAAGGAAAAUCCAGAUAUUAAAAAGUUUCGACACAGGGGUGUCAACUCAACUCUUGAAACUAAUUGGGACAAAUUAUUUGGAGACUCGUAUGCAACGGGUGAAAAUGUUUAUGUACCUUCAAUGGACCACAUUGAAGACCUUACAGUAGGGAAUGAAAAUACUGAGGAAGAGUUUGUAGAAAAUCGUAGAGUUGAUGAUUUUACAACUGAAUUAUUAGAUGAAGGGAACUUUUUUCGAAAUUUUGUGGAACAAGCAAGAAAUGGUGCCACCUCAGGUAAUCGAGGAGGUGGUUCACAAGUAAUUAGUGAAGGUGCGGAUAAUGACAUGCAUUCUUCUAAGAAGCAACCUAUGACAAAGCAGAAUAGUGUACCGUUGAAGCGUGCAAGAAGGCAGUCUGCUGGAUCUGCCAUGUUGGCUAAGGAAAUAAGUGAAAUGUCACAAUGUGUCAAACUUAUGAGUAAAAGCAGCUCUAUUGAUAGCAUUGAUCCAUCUAUGUCCACAAUCCCUGUAGCAAUGAAAAUGCUUAAUCGUAUGGUAGAAAAUUACGAAUUAGAAAAAUGUAGUGAUUUGUGGUUUUAUGCUACUACUGUAAUUCAGGAUCCUAGUAGUAGGGAAGCCUUAUGAUCCAGAUUUCACAAGUGUGCCUGCAAAAAUAGCUCAAGAUAAAAGAUAUAUGCCAUUUUUUAAGGAUUGUAUUGGAUGUAUAGAUGGUACACAUAUAACAGCAUGUAUACCCGAGGAUCAACAAAUGCCUUAUAGAGGAAGGAAAGGAAUUCCCACAUUUAAUGUAAUGGCUGUCUGUGAUUUUGAUAUGUGUUUUACAUUUGUAUCGGCGGGUUGGGAAGGUUCAGCACAUGAUACUCGGUUUUUCUUCAUGCGAUUGAAACUCCAGAAUUAAAUUUUCCUAAGCCACCUGAAGGUAUUUUUAUUUACAGAUCA